This is a messenger RNA of Ziziphus jujuba (common jujube), 3325 nucleotides long. Its product is annotated as SART-1 family protein DOT2. Gene Ontology annotation, cellular component: U4/U6 x U5 tri-snRNP complex. The transcript is spliced from 13 exons. Gene Ontology annotation, biological process: mRNA cis splicing, via spliceosome; maturation of 5S rRNA. The record is from RefSeq and is a predicted model, not a curated record. The coding region runs from base 264 to 3140 and encodes 958 amino acids. Lineage: Eukaryota; Viridiplantae; Streptophyta; Magnoliopsida; Rosales; Rhamnaceae.
UUUUAGUAUGAGCCCGAAUUGUCAUUCGGUUCGAAUCAAUUUCAUAACCAUCUCUUCUCCCCCGUCUCUCUAUCUGCGGGCAAAACUCUCUCUGUUAUCAGAAUCUCCUCCGACACGGAGAUCGCUAGCGGAGGCAGAAAGGGACAGCCUAUAAAUUCCACAUACUCAUUCACCGUCGAUUAAAGACCUUCAUCAUCAUCCUCUUCUAUCACCGACUUCCGAUGUUUUAAUUUUGUAAAGAAAUUGUCAAAUCUCAGGUUACAAUGGACAUGGAAUGGUCUGAUUCAAGGUAUGAACAUGAAGAGAGAGAUGAUUCUCCAAUGAGAGAGCCCCAGGAUGGAGGGGCUUUUGAUGAUUUGGAAGAGAAUGGAAUAGAGAAAUUGGGAAAGCAUAGGAGCAAGGAUAGGAAGAAGGGUAGCCGAGGGGAAGAGAAAGAACAUAGAAGUAAAGAUAGAGAGAGGUCAAAGAGGAGUGGUGAUGAUCUUUUGAAAGAGAGGGAGAAAGAGGCUAAAGAUUCUGAAAAAGAGCGGGUCUCCAGCAGGGAAAGGAGGAAGGAUGAUAGAGAUGAGCGUGAUAGGGACAGGAGUAAAGAUAUCAAGGUAAGAGAGAAAGAUUAUGAUCGAGAGAAGUACAGAGAAAAAGAGCGUGAAAGGGAAAAAGAUCGAAAAGAUCGAGGGAAAGAAAAAGACCGUGAGAAGGAGAGGGAGGUAGAGAAGGAUAGUGAUCGAGGACGAGACAAAGAUAGGGGAAAGGAGAAGAGCAGGGAUAGGGAUAAAGAAAGGGAAAAGGAAAGGGAUAGAGAUAAAGAUAGGGAAAAGGAAAAGGAUCGGGACAAGGUAAAGGAAAAGGAAAGGGAAAGAGACAGAGAGAAACAUAAAGAUCGAGAAAAGGGAAGAGAAAGUUAUAAGGAAGGUGACAAGGAGAAGGGGAAAGAGAAAACUAAGGAGAAGGAGAGGGAAGCAGAUCAAGACAAGGAUAAAUUGAGAGAUAGAGAUAGUAAGAGAAGCUCUGAGGAUGAUUAUGAUUGGAGCAAGGAUGGUGGAAAAGAGAAUAAAAGUAAGUUAGAUGAUGACGAUGGUGAACAAAUUGCUGAGGACUUAGCAGGUGGUGCACACCCAUCAUCAACACACCUCGAGGAACGUAUUUUGAGAAUGAGAGAAGGAAGAUUGAAGAAAAAAACAGAAGAUGUUUCAGAUAUUUUAGCUUGGGUUAAUAGGAGCCGCAAACUUGAGGAGAAAAAGAAUACUGAGAAGGAGAAAGCUUUGCAGCUCUCAAAGAUUUUUGAGGAACAGGACAAUAUUGGUCAAGAAGAAAGUGAAGAUGAUGAGGAGGCAGCUCAGCAUAAUGCUCGUGAUCUGGCAGGAGUUAAAGUUCUUCAUGGUAUUGACAAAGUAUUGGAUGGUGGCGCUGUUGUUUUGACACUCAAAGAUCAGAAUAUUCUAGCUGAUGGUGAUGUUAAUGAAGAUAUUGAUAUGCUUGAGAAUGUGGAGAUUGGAGAACAGAAGAGGCGAGAUGAUGCUUACAAGGCUGCAAAGAAGAAAACGGGAAUAUAUGCUGAUAAGUUUAAUGAUGACCCUAAUUCAGAAAAGACAAUGCUUCCACAGUAUGAUGAUCCAGCCACAGAUGAGGGGGUAAUUCUGGAUGAGAGAGGACGCUUCACUGGUGAAGCAGAGAAGAAACUUGAAGAGCUACGUAAAAGGUUACAAGGUGUUCCUAAAAACAAUCGCUAUGAAGAUCUCAACUUGCCUGGAAAGGUCUCAUCUGAUUAUUUUACCCCUGAAGAAAUGCUUCAAUUCAAAAAACCCAAGAAAAAGAAAUCUUUGAGGAAGAAGGACAAGCUAGAUAUAGAUGCGCUUGAAGCCGAAGCAGUCAAUGCAGGACUAGGUGUUGGUGAUCUUGGUUCUCGCAAUAAUUCGAAGAGGAAGGCUAUUCUAGAGGAGCAAGAAAGAGCAGAGGCAGAUAGGAAAAAUCAAGCAUACCAGUUAGCCUAUGCUAAAGCGGAUGAGGCAUCUAAGACACUAAGACUGGAACAGACACUUCCUGUUAAAUCUGAGGAAGAUGAAACUCCAGUCGCUGGAGAUGAAGAUGAGGACCUCUACAAGUCUCUAGAGAGAGCAAGAAAAUUGGCUCUUAAAAAGAAAGAAGAGGCACCAUCUGGUCCUGAGGCUAUUGCACUCCUUGCUGCCAACAAUGCUGGCGGUCAGAAUGCAGAUGAUGGAGCAGCCAAAACUGGAGAGUCCCAAGAAAACAGGCUUGUCUUUUCAGAGAUGGAAGAGUUUGUCUGGGGUCUCCAGCUUGAGGAAGAAGCCCAGAAGCCUGAUGGCGAAGAUGUUUUUAUGGAAGAAGAUGAAGAACCAAAGGCUUCUGAUGAAGAAAUAGUAGUUGAGGCUGGUGGGUGGACUGAAGUUAAAGAUGUUGAAAAAGAUGAAAAUCCUAGUAAUGAUGAUAAGGAGGAGAUAGUACCAGAUGAAACUAUCCAUGAAGCUGCUUUUGGAAAAGGACUAUCAAAUGCGUUGAAGCUGCUCAAAGACCGAGGAACACUGAAGGAAGGCCCUGACUGGGGUGGCAGAAACAUGGACAAAAAGAAGAGCAAACUUGUUGGCAUUGUAGAUGAUGAUGAGCCAAAGGAGACUAACCCAGCUCGUUAUAAAAGGGAUGAACAGAGGGAGACACGUGGCUAUCAAAAGGAGACUCACCCAGCUAAGGUUUAUCAAGAAAAGGAUAUUCACAUUGAAAGGACAGACGAAUUCGGUCGGAUUUUGACUCCAAAGGAAGCUUUUCGGAUUAUCUCACAUAAGUUCCAUGGGAAAGGACCUGGUAAAAUGAAGCAAGAGAAACGCAUAAAGCAAUACAACGAAGAAAUGAAGUUGAAGCAGAUGAGGAGUUCAGAUACACCGUCUCUAUCUGUGGAGAGGAUGAGGGAAGCCCAAGCUCAGUUGAAAACACCUUACCUUGUUCUCAGUGGUCAUGUUAAACCAGGGCAAACGAGUGACCCCAGAAGUGGUUUUGCUACUGUUGAGAAGGAUCUUCCUGGGGGUCUGACUCCAAUGCUUGGUGAUAGAAAGGUUGAACAUUUCCUGGGGAUAAAGCGCAAAGCUGAGCCAUCAAAUUUAGGGCCAACCAAGAAGCCUAAAUCUUGAAAGUUUUUACGUGAUAUUAUUUUUGAGCUGCUGAUGAACUGCAGAGGCAAAUGGUAAACUGUAUAAAACUUGGGAGCAAAGUUUCAUUUGUGUCUUUUGCUACUCUGUAAAUAACCUUUCAUAUUAUGACAAAAAGUUAGUCAAAAUCUUUUUUUCGGAUAAUACAGUGAUGAAGUUUUAGUUGC